Westerdykella ornata is the source of this 597-nucleotide messenger RNA. RefSeq lists its product as uncharacterized. NCBI's taxonomy places the organism in Eukaryota, Fungi, Ascomycota, Dothideomycetes, Pleosporales, Sporormiaceae. The coding region runs from base 1 to 597 and encodes 198 amino acids. The transcript has 2 exons. The record is from RefSeq and is a predicted model, not a curated record.
AUGUUCCACCUCACCACCAUCACCACCGCCCUCGCCCUACUCGCGACGACCGCCUCCGCCAAUGCCAUCCCCCGCGGCUCCGUCGGCCGCGCCAUCGUAACAAACCAAUGCGACGCGCCCCUCUACCUCUGGUCCGUCGGCGGCACCAUCGGCCCCCGCAUCCUCAUCGAAAAAGACAAAUCCUACAGCGAAAUCUUCCACCGGGACCCUGCCUCGGGCGGCAUCGCACUCAAAAUCACGUCCGUCGACAACGGCAUCUUCAUGCCCAACGUCAGCCAGACCAUCUUCAGCUACAACCUCGACGGCGCCAAGAUCUGGUACGACCUAUCCGACGUGUUUGGCGAUGGGUUUUACGGCCGCACCAUCACGGUGAAGCCGUCGGAUCCGAAUUGUCAGAGCAUUGUCUGGCCGUACGGGAAGCCGCCGGCGGGGAGCCAGGUCAAGAAUUGUCAGGCGGGCACGGAUUUGGAGUUGAGUUUUUGUACGGGGAGGUGUUUGCCUUCGUGGAGUCCUUGUGGGAACGCCGCUCCCAAUGAUCCGAGGGUGUGCUGCACGCACUGCAUUGGGUCGCACCAUUGCGUGGCGCCGCCAGCGUAA